ACAAAAAUAUAAUAAAUGUAAUCAUUUUUUUGACAAAAUAAUAAAUGUUAUCAUGCCUACAAUAUGUUUCAUUUUCGUCUCUAGUAAUAUUAUAACUACACAUCGAUAUGCGUAUUGCUAUUUAAGUAAAACUAAUUUAUGAUAUAGGGAUGUCUGUGACUGAUGGUGAACAGUGCACGCAACAGAGUUAUCUUGCAUUUACCGGAAAAAAAAAACAGUUCUAUCUUGCUAACUGUUUGAUGAUUUGAGACAAAGAGACCAAAACAAAUUAGAACCUUCCCAAUUUAUAUCAUCACACAUCCACAUAGACCAUUGAGAUUUUGCCAAGUGCAUGUUAUCGCUUCAUCAGAAUUAAGCCAUUAACAAAGAUGGUUUAAUCUCAUAUUUUUUGUUUGUUUUGUCUGUUUGGUCAGAGAGCUUUGUUGUUAACGUCUUAAAAAAAAGUUACACACCUAAUUUUUUUUGUCAACAAAAUAAGCUGUUCUUUUCUGCUUCUUUUUUCUCCGUAUAUCAUCAAGAAAAGACACGUAUUUAGAUGGAUAAUGGAAGGGCGGUACCGAAUCACCUUGACUUGACUUUGCGUAUACCACAUAUAUAUACAUACAUAUUCAUGAAAGAAACAUAUUUUCUUUGUAAUCAAGUUCUCAAACUAUUAGCUCCUUUUAUUUUUUUCUAGCUUCCUCAACAAAUAACAUUUCUAAAGAGAUGGGAAAAUCUUCAAGCUCGGAAGAAAGUGAAGUGAAGAAAGGACCAUGGACUCCAGAGGAAGACGAGAAACUCGUCAGCUAUAUACAGGCGCACGGUCCCGGUAAAUGGCGAACCCUUCCCAAAAACGCCGGGUUAAAAAGAUGCGGGAAGAGUUGUAGGUUGCGAUGGACGAACUAUCUAAGACCCGAUAUUAAGAGAGGAGAGUUCUCUCUUCAAGAGGAAGAGACUAUCAUUCAACUCCAUCGUCUUCUUGGAAACAAAUGGUCUGCCAUUGCUAUUCACUUGCCAGGAAGAACAGAUAACGAGAUAAAAAAUUAUUGGAACACUCACAUAAAAAAGAAACUCUUACGAAUGGGGAUUGAUCCGGUGACUCAUUGUCCCCGGAUUAAUCUUCUUCAACUUUCCUCGUUUCUCACCUCAUCUCUCUUCAAAUCUAUGUCACAACCAAUGAACAUUCCGUUUGGUCUCGCUAAUCCAAGUAUUAAUCACGAACUCUUGCAUCAACUCAAUACCUCUCUCAGCAAUGUUCAAACCGAAUCAUACCAACCUCACCAAGCAAACCAACAGCUUCAAAACGACCACCAAACCAGUUUCACCGGUUUGCUCAACUCAACACCACCGGUUCAAUGGCAAAACAAUGGAGAAUGCUUGGAAAAUUAUCUCAAUUACACCGGUUCUGGUGACCAAUCUAUUAACCAGGCCCCUCUAACGGGAAACUACUCAUCGGCCUUUAAUGACGGUGAGAAUUAUAAGGUCGGGUGGAAUUUCAGUUCUUCAAUGCUACCGGGAACUUCGUCUAGCAGCUCGACUCCGUUGAAUUCAUCUUCCACGGCUUUUAUCAAUGUUGGAAGCGAAGAUGACAAAGAGAGUUACGGAAGCGACAUGUUGAUGUUUCAUCAUCAUCAUCAUCAUCAUGAUAAUAAUGCUUUGAAUCUAUCAUAAUAUGUUACUUCU
Brassica napus (rape) is the source of this 1662-nucleotide messenger RNA. Its product is annotated as transcription factor MYB102. The coding region runs from base 706 to 1650 and encodes 314 amino acids. The record is from RefSeq and is a predicted model, not a curated record. The transcript has 3 exons. NCBI's taxonomy places the organism in Eukaryota, Viridiplantae, Streptophyta, Magnoliopsida, Brassicales, Brassicaceae.